Messenger RNA from Oryzias melastigma (Indian medaka), 3016 nucleotides. RefSeq names its product RAB15 effector protein (gene rep15). NCBI's taxonomy places the organism in Eukaryota, Metazoa, Chordata, Actinopteri, Beloniformes, Adrianichthyidae. The transcript is spliced from 2 exons. Gene Ontology annotation, biological process: receptor recycling. The record is from RefSeq and is a predicted model, not a curated record. Bases 278 to 1099 code for a protein of 273 amino acids.
UCUUGUUGACUCAGCAAGUUGCAGGUCUUGUACACCACACCCACACAGUCAGAGACCUGAAGUCCUCAUCUUGAAGUCCAGCACAGAUGAGGACAGUUAAGGCUGAUCUCCACCCACAGAUCAACAUGCAGACGAUGUGUUUUUCAGCAGGACGGCAGACAGCAGCAGACAACAGUUACUGGACCUGCAGGAGCUCCAAGAACCAUCCUGGUGAGUCUUGGACCAGAAUGAUGAACUAAGCUUUGAUGCUGAAAACACCUUGAAGUGAAUAUUUUUAAUGCCUGACUCUAAUCUUGACAGUGUAUUAGGGAGACUGCUCUCUAACCUCCUUCACCACUCCACUAUGGGUCAGAAGAACAGCACUCCCUCCUUGGAUCCCCAUACCAAACACCAACCAGGCAUUUUCACCAUGUUGAUGAAGCCCCAGAUCACCAAGCCUGAGGAUUACGUACCUCUCAUCAGUAACUGCAUCUCCGCUGCCUCAGCCAGAACCCAGGAGUAUCUUCUCUUCAAAGAUCCAGAGGACAAGUUUCAGCCGAGUCUCCACACUCCAACUCAGGUCUUCCUGAUGACAUACAUAACUCAAAGCGUCAACCUGACCAACACCUUCAACUGCACGGCCAUGACCCCCGAGCAGCAAAUACUCCUGGGCGCUGACUGGGUGUGGGCCAUUCUGGAGAAACCCACCAAGAACCCCAAAACCCAGAUUGCCGUACAGGUCCUACACCUACCUGAGAGGGAGAGAGCUAAGGCCAGCCCGGUUACAACAGAGGUCUGCAGCGAAUCCAUCCAGAUGGCCCGGAUGGCGUCCAGGAACAAGAAUGCGUGUGAGAGGAUGGUGGACUUCUGCUCCUCUAUCGGCAAAGACUGCUACGCUCUCUUCCUGUUCUUCGGGAAAACAGACGACGAAGAGAACAUCUACGGCGUGCUCAGCAACAACUUUGAUGCAGCCAUCGGGAAGUCUAACAAGAUAGACAGAAUCUUCAUUGAGAACUUCUUCAAAGGUUGGAGGCAUUUUUAUACGCCAUUGGAAAUGAUCAGGACCAUUUUCACCAGAAAAACAGAUGACCCCCUCACGCUGGUGAUCAAAUUCAGCUGAAGUGGAUCCUGAUGAAGACAUGAUGACCCAAACAUCUCACCGUGAGAGGACUACAUUGUCCAAGCAGCUACCCGUGAGCUGAGAGGAGAUUCCAAAACGGUUUCUUUGUAAAUAGUGGCAGAGUUGAUCUCUGUGUCUCAAAGUCAUCUUAGAUUGAUCUCAAUUUGCUUUUGGCAAAUCAUAAGAAGCAGGAGACAACUUUUAGUUUAGGAAAAACGGUAUGUAAAAUUGUAAGGAGAUUAGCAAAUUAGUAAAAAUGUUUUGAACAAAUAUUCCAUAAACAUAUUCUCCUUUUUGACUCCUGGAGACUAAACUGAGAGGGGUUUGAGAUGGAUUUGAGACACUCACAGUCACUGUCAAAAGUUCUUCUAUGGAGAACUUUUCAGGAUUGAAGUUUAAAAAACACAAAUAAGAACUCCAGUAGAACUUCAGCUCAGACACAUUUUUAUUUUUUAUUGUUCAGAUUUUACUUCAUUAUAAAUUUCCUUCUCUAGACUUUGACUUCAAUCUUCACUAAUAUGAACAUUCAUUUUCUGAGGACUAAGAAUGCAGCAUUGUGGAGAAAAUACAUUUUAUUUUCAGAACACACAAAAAAACAUUUCAUUCUUUGUGUCUUUACAGCACACAAACAGUGAAUCAAAAACUUGUACAAAAACUUCUUGUUCAUGAUUUAGUUUCAUCUAAACCUGCUGGUGCUUCUUUAAAGGGGCCGUACCUUGAUUUUCUUAAGCCUUUCGGAGUGAACUACAUCAAUAUACAUGAUAAUAUACAACAUUUGAAACACAAAAAAAUAAUUAUUCAUGAAAUAUUAGUUAUUUUUGUGAACUCUUUCCAUAUCCAGAAGUAAAACGACUAUCUUUGAAGCUCCGCCUUUCGCUCUUGUUAGGGUAUCACCCCAAAAAAAGAACAUUUAAUUAAAAAAAAAAAAAAAAAAUCGAUGAACAUACUGUGUGGCCCGGGCAAUGGUGACGGCUAACAGGUUAAUUUUGCUGUAAAAUUCAGUCAUAAUAAUAAGAACAUUGUUGUAAUUAGCACUGGCUGUGAACAGUUCUUUUCUCUUAGAAGCAUCAUUAAUCUCUGUACCGAAAGUUCUUUUCAUGUGCACCAUUCUGCCUUUGCUCAAUAAUCCACAUUUAAACCCAAUUCGUCGCUCCCUUUCUCCACCAGGAAAUAGUCGGCUCAUUUUCUCCACUUGUAAAUACCCUUAAAAGCUCAAAAAGGUAAUUGUUCAUGGUAUGACCCCUUUAAAGUGGACAUUCUGAGAUGUGAGUGGUGACUUCACCUGUAACAGGUGGAAUCAGGCGGUGCUGCAGCUGCUGCUGACACUGUGGCUCCAGUCCACUGAAGAUCCCUACAGGGUCAGAGAAAGACUCCAAACAGUUCUGGAUUCACCCUGCUGCAGACUUCAUGAAGAAAUGCUACAAAAUAAUGUCUUCACCAACAGUCUACAUCAAAAAUGCACCUUCAAAAAUGACAGGUGGAACACAGGAUUCACCUGGGCUACACUGAAAAGUAAGAGUGGAGUCCACCACCCCAACCCCCACUCACCCUGAAACAACUAUCUUGUGUGUAAAUGACAUUUGAUGUAAAGCGUUUUUGGUCCCAUAAAAGGUUUUUAGCAGGAAGCUUACAAAUCUGAACCUAAAACUUUAUAAAUGAAAUAAAAUAAAACACAGUGGAAAAAACAAGAAUGCUAAUCAACUUCAUACUAAGGCAUUACAGCCUUUUUAAACAAAUGAACUCCAUUUAAUUAGACUCUGGUUGUACCCGAAUCCCCCUUAUCACUACAUAAUGGGUUCGCCAUUUUCUAGUGCUGUCCAUAUCUACUAAACCCAAAAUCGAGUGCACUAGAAAUCUCCCAAGAGGUCUUUGUGAAAAACUAGCGUGCAUCGAUGCUCACUAGAUUAGUGAAUAUAG